Lodderomyces pseudojiufengensis is the source of this 1143-nucleotide messenger RNA. It is a transcript of the gene HEM15, whose product is annotated as ferrochelatase. Gene Ontology annotation, biological process: heme biosynthetic process. Lineage: Eukaryota; Fungi; Ascomycota; Pichiomycetes; Serinales; Debaryomycetaceae. Gene Ontology annotation, molecular function: protoporphyrin ferrochelatase activity. The record is from RefSeq and is a predicted model, not a curated record. Bases 1 to 1143 code for a protein of 380 amino acids. The transcript has a single exon.
AUGAGGUCACAAGGAUAUAAAAUUUUCACAAGACUAAACUCAACAUUGGGAGCUUCAACUACAAAAUCGCCGACUGGUAUAGUGUUUAUGAACAUGGGAGGACCAUCCAAGAAAGAAGAAACCUAUGAUUUUUUAUUAAGAUUAUUUCAAGAUGGAGACUUGAUACCAUUUGGGCCUUUUCAAAAACCGUUGGGUAAAUUCAUAGCAUGGAGACGUACUCCAACUAUAGAGGAACACUAUGAAGAAAUUGGGGGUGGUUCUCCAAUCAGAAAAUGGUCAGAAUAUCAAUGUUCAAAAGUGUGUGAAAUACUAGACAAAACACAUCCUGAAACUGCUCCUCACAAACCCUAUGUUGCUUUUAGGUAUGCUAAACCAUUGACAGAAGAAACUUUGGCUGAAAUGCAGAAAGAUGGAAUCAAACGAGCUGUUGCAUUUUCCCAAUAUCCUCAAUUCUCAUACUCCACAACCGGAUCAUCAAUAAAUGAGUUAUAUAGACAAACUUUAAUACAUGAUCCUGAGAGGUCAAUUGAAUGGUCUGUUAUUGAUAGAUGGCCACAACAAUUUGGUUUAAUACAAGCUUUUGCCAACAAUAUCAAGGAAAAGUUAGCAGAGUUCCCACCGGAAGUAAGAGACGAGGUGAUAAUUUUAUUUUCUGCUCAUUCAUUACCUAUGGAUAUAGUUAAUUUAGGUGAUUCAUAUCCAGCAGAAGUAGCUGCGACGGUGUAUAAAGUUAUGGAAACUUUAAAUUUCAGCAAUCCUUAUAGAUUAGUAUGGCAAUCACAAGUUGGACCAAAACCUUGGCUUGGAGGUCAAACUGAUAAAAUAGUCAAAAAAUUAGAAAAAAGGGACGAUGUUAAAGGAAUUGUUUUGGUACCAAUAGCUUUCACAUCAGAUCAUAUUGAAACUUUACAUGAGUUGGACAUUGAAUUAAACGAAGAAGUCGAAAACCCAGAAAAGAUAAAACGAGCUGAGUCUAUGAAUGGGAAUGAGAUUUUUAUUCAAGGCUUAGCUGACUUGGUAAGAGAUCAUUUAUCAAGUGGUAAAAAAUACUCAAAACAAUUAGAAUUGGAUUGUAUAUUAGGUGGGGAAAAAGCUACCGGAACAUUUAAACACCCAAGUGAAUUGUUUGGGAAGUCAAGAUAA